Trematosphaeria pertusa is the source of this 816-nucleotide messenger RNA. RefSeq lists its product as uncharacterized. Bases 40 to 816 code for a protein of 258 amino acids. The record is from RefSeq and is a predicted model, not a curated record. NCBI's taxonomy places the organism in Eukaryota, Fungi, Ascomycota, Dothideomycetes, Pleosporales, Trematosphaeriaceae. The transcript has 3 exons.
CCACCUUGUCCUCACCAAGACUAUUAGCCAGCUUAGAACAUGGAUACCCCUCAGCCCAACAAUCAAACAGUUGGGUGGAUGCCCGAAGCGUAUCACGAUCGCGGAACAGCAUCGCUGCUGUACAGCAACCUAAUCACCCUCUUCCUCUGCUCCUGGUCAGCUGUCCAUCUCAAUGUGCCAGCGGAUGAAGACUCCUGUAUAAUGAUCAAGCUACGGAAGAUUAAGUGGAUGAUGGUGGCUAUACUAGCCCCUGAGUUUGUAGCAACUGCAGCAUUUCGAGACUGGCGUUACGCUAGAAACUGGAUGGAGGAGUUUGACACCUGGAAGGACAUCCGUCGGUAUUGGGAAAAGAUUCAUGAUCGCUGGACAAUGACGCACGCAUUCUUCCUCGAAAUGGGCGGCUUGGCCAUUGAGCUCCCUUCCGGCGUCCGCGUAAGAAUGUUGAAGAGCCCUGAUGGCGACCAUGGCUUUCGGGAACUUAUGGACAGGGGCAUGGAACUCCCAUUCAUCUCUGAGGAAGAUGUUCAGGAUAAGAGCAAGGCGUCGUGGCUAAUCAAGGCGAUUGCGUUCGGUCAGAUCGCGUGGUUCGCGACCGAAAUCGGCGCUCGAUAUGGCCAGGGCCUCCUCAUCGCUCCUCUUGAGCUCUUCACCCUCGCAAUCGUCGUGUGCACGCUCAUCUCAUACGUUUUUAUGGUGGAACAAACCGCUCGAUGUCGAGAGGCCUCUGAUCAUUACACUCCACGGGACGCAUCGAAAGGUUUUCCCACCAAAACACAAAAAGCCCCAAAUAAGACCAGUCUCCUACCAGGACGAUGA